AUGACUGCCCGUGUUCAGCAACCUGCUCCAGCCUUCAAGGGCCAAGCCGUUGUCGACGGUGUUAUCGAGGAGAUCGAUAUCGAUAGCUAUAAGGGUAAAUGGUUGAUUCUAGGCUUCAUUCCUAUGGCGUGGACCUUCGUCUGCCCAACUGAGAUCGUUGCCUUCUCAGAUGCUGUCCAGCAAUUCACAGAACGUAAUGCCUCUGUUAUCUUUGCGUCCGUCGACUCUGAGUACAGUCUUCUCGCUUGGGCCAAUGCUUCCCGAAAGGAUGGUGGCCUUGGUGGCUGCCAGUUUCCUCUCCUUUCCGACAAGAACCAUAAUAUCUCCAAGGCCUAUGGUGUCUUGUUAGAAGAGGAAGGAAUUGCGCUCCGUGGCCUCUUCAUCAUCGACCCUAAGGGAAUUGUCCGACAAAUCACUAUCAACGAUCUUCCAGUCGGCCGAAGCGUUGACGAGACCUUGAGAUUGAUUGAUGCUUUCCAGUUCACCGAAAAAUAUGGCGAAGUCUGCCCGGCCAACUGGACCAAGGGAGCCCCAACAAUCCAGACCAGCAACUCCAAGACCUACUUCAACCAGAUGUAUGGUGGCCAUUAG
Molecule: messenger RNA, 591 nt
Organism: Orbilia oligospora ATCC 24927
Lineage: Eukaryota; Fungi; Ascomycota; Orbiliomycetes; Orbiliales; Orbiliaceae
Exons: 3
Coding region: 1-591 (196 amino acids)
Biological process (GO): cellular response to stress; hydrogen peroxide catabolic process; cell redox homeostasis
Cellular component (GO): cytosol
Molecular function (GO): thioredoxin peroxidase activity
Source: RefSeq, a predicted model, not a curated record